Molecule: messenger RNA, 1092 nt
Organism: Pistacia vera
Lineage: Eukaryota; Viridiplantae; Streptophyta; Magnoliopsida; Sapindales; Anacardiaceae
Product: peroxidase 41-like
Exons: 1
Coding region: 97-1092 (331 amino acids)
Biological process (GO): hydrogen peroxide catabolic process; response to oxidative stress
Molecular function (GO): peroxidase activity; heme binding
Source: RefSeq, a predicted model, not a curated record
AUGACUCCAUUUCUGCUUUGAUUUUUUAGGAAGUCUGAGAAGGAAGGAAGGAGCAAGUCUCAGCUUCCUCUCAGACUCGUUAUUGUCACUACAGCCAUGACUUUAAUUUACCAACAUGUUCUUCUCAUUCUCUUCGUUUCAAUAAUUCCCUUUUCUCAAUCCGUCCCUCUCAAUCCUGACUACUACAAAACAUCAUGCCCUGAUUUUGAUCGCAUUGUCCGCGAAGAAGUUCACGAAAAGCAAUCAAAAUUCGUAACCACCGCAGCCGGCACCCUCCGCCUCUUCUUCCACGACUGCAUGACCGGAGGCUGCGACGCUUCUAUUCUUAUCGGCUCAAGUUCCGACAACAAGGCCGAGAAGGAUCACGAAGACAACAUUUCCCUCCCCGGGGACGGCUUUGAAAUCAUCUCUAGAAUCAAGAACGCCUUGGAGCUUUCCUGCCCCGGAGUCGUCUCCUGUGCGGAUAUUCUCGCCGCCUCCACACGUAACCUUGUCGUGAUGGUGGGAGGACCCCAUUACCCCGUCCAGCUCGGACGCAAAGACGGCUUGAUUUCGCAAGCCACCCGCGUCACCGGAAGUCUUCCCAGUACUGAAAUGAAUGGGGAUCAAAUGAUUAAAUAUUUUGGCGACAGGGGCUUCAGCAUUCAAGAAAUGGUGGCUUUGUUGGGCUCACACACCAUUGGUUUCUCAAACUGCAAGCAAUUCAGUAAAAGGCUCUUUAAUUACUCCGCCGAAACCCCAACCGAUCCGGGACUAAAGCCUGCCUACGCAGAAGCACUAAAAAAUUUGUGUGCGAAUCCAGCGACGAACGUGACAAUGUCAGCUUUUAAUGAUGUUAAGACUCCAGGAAAGUUUGAUAACCAGUAUUACAAGAAUUUGCCAAAGGGUUUGGGGCUUUUGGCGACUGAUAAUGUACUUGUUACGGACCCAAGAACAAGGCCUAUUGUGGAAAUGUAUGCAGCAAAUGAGACGGCGUUCUAUAAGGAUUUCGCAGAUGCGAUGGUGAAGAUGAGUAAUUUUGAGGUGAAGACUGACGGAGACCCAGGAGGCGAGGUGAGGCGCCGAUGCGAUGCUCCUAACUCGGUGGCUUAA